AUGAUCACAGACAAUGACCUUCACCGACUCGCCGUCUUCCUCGGCUCCUGCGCAAUGAUGUUGAUUGUUCUCUACCACUUCCUGGAAGUCAAUGCUCAAGAGGAUGAUGAUGACGCCGCUACUGCGACCAAGAACCCGAAAAGCACCUCGAUAGACUCGGCUUCUCGCACAUCAGCUACGGCGACCGCAGGCGGCCCGUCAGCGACUGGAGGGGGUAAGGACCGAUAA
Messenger RNA from Aspergillus puulaauensis, 228 nucleotides. RefSeq names its product dolichyl-diphosphooligosaccharide--protein glycosyltransferase subunit 4. The coding region runs from base 1 to 228 and encodes 75 amino acids. The transcript has a single exon. NCBI's taxonomy places the organism in Eukaryota, Fungi, Ascomycota, Eurotiomycetes, Eurotiales, Aspergillaceae. Gene Ontology annotation, cellular component: oligosaccharyltransferase complex. The record is from RefSeq and is a predicted model, not a curated record.